GAGACACAUAAGAAGGAGCAUCCCGCGCUCGCUGCUGAGCCUCCAAACACCUUACUGCUCCCCUUUUAAACCUUCCAUACCAUACACAUCCUUCAGAAUGUCUUCCGGAAAGACGGUCACUCUCAACACCGGCCACAAGAUUCCUCAACUGGGAUACGGUACAUGGCAAGCUGCUCCCGGUGAGGUUGGCAAUGGUGUCUACGAGGCACUGAAGAUUGGCUACAGGCACCUCGAUCUCGCGAAGAUCUACGAGAACCAAAAGGAGGUUGCUGAGGGCAUUAAACGUGCCUUCAAGGACAUCCCCGGCCUCAAGCGUGAGGACAUCUUCAUUACCUCUAAGCUCUGGAACACCCAGCACAACCCUGAGCACGUUGAGGCUGCCCUCGACGACACCCUCGCUGAGCUCGAGCUCGACUACCUUGACCUCUACCUCAUCCACUGGCCGGUCAACUUCGGCCCUGGCAAGAAUCCUCACUCUGACCUCUUCCCUGCCACCGCCGACGCUAACGAGGUCAACAUCGAUAACUCUGUUCCCAACAGCGAAACAUGGAAGGCUGUCAACAAGCUUCCCAAGAGCAAGGUCCGCUCUGUCGGUGUUUCGAACUUCACAUACAAGAACCUCAAGGCUCUGAUUGAGAAGACCGAUCUAGUUCCUGCCGUCAACCAGAUCGAGCGUCACCCUAUCCUCCCUAGCAAGGAGCUCAUCGCUUACGCCAAGGAGAAGAACAUCCACAUUACUGCCUACUCCGCCUUCGGCAACAACUUCUUCAACAUUCCUCUCCUCAUUACACGCCCCGAGGUUAAGGCUAUCGCCGAGAAGAAGGGGGCCUCACCCGCUCAGGUCAUCCUUGCCUGGAGCCAGGUCGGCGGUCACUCUGUCAUCCCUAAGUCUGUCACGCCCUCCAGGAUCGCAGAGAACUUCAAGGAGAUCGAACUGAGCGAAGAAGAGGUCGCUGCUAUCCAGAAGUUCUCAGACGAGCACCAGGGUCGCAGGAGGUACAACGUGCCAUACACUGCCAACAAGCCCCGGUGGAGCAUAAACAUCUUCGACGAGCCUGAGGAGCAGGAGGCACCCAACAAGGUUGUGCUCUAGUUGCUACAUCUCUUAUCAGGUUUCCAAAAAUGCAUGUCUUAAGACUUGAUAUCUCUCUACCUCUCUGUUGUCCUCACUCAUUGCUCCGCCUAUGGAAGACCAGUUGUGUGCUGACUUUAAUGAGCAAUUCAGUCGAAUCAGAAGGGUGCAGCAGGUCUACGACCAACGUGGGCAUGUAUACGACGUGCAGGACUCUCCAUCAGGCUCUACUUCCAAUCAACUAUUCAUUUACGUAAAAAGAGCGGCAGAGGUAUCAAAUGAGAACCUUCAUCAGAUCUUGACGCCCUGCUCACCAGGCUAGAUUGCCU
Didymella exigua CBS 183.55 is the source of this 1401-nucleotide messenger RNA. RefSeq names its product Aldo/keto reductase. NCBI's taxonomy places the organism in Eukaryota, Fungi, Ascomycota, Dothideomycetes, Pleosporales, Didymellaceae. Gene Ontology annotation, cellular component: cytosol. Bases 98 to 1093 code for a protein of 331 amino acids. The record is from RefSeq and is a predicted model, not a curated record. The transcript has 4 exons. Gene Ontology annotation, molecular function: aldose reductase (NADPH) activity.